Messenger RNA from Lotus japonicus, 1347 nucleotides. Its product is annotated as leucine-rich repeat extensin-like protein 5. Gene Ontology annotation, molecular function: zinc ion binding; nucleic acid binding. Lineage: Eukaryota; Viridiplantae; Streptophyta; Magnoliopsida; Fabales; Fabaceae. The coding region runs from base 1 to 1347 and encodes 448 amino acids. The transcript has 3 exons. The record is from RefSeq and is a predicted model, not a curated record.
AUGGAUUCAAGGAUCACUGUGAUAUUGAUGCAUGGUGGUGAGAUAAGUUUGCAUGUGGAUGGCACUGCCUCAUACUUUGGGGGAACUAUGUGUGUGUGGGAGGAUCUUGAUUCUGACAGGCUGAACCUAUUUGAUCUGGAAGCUAUGGCAAGGGAACAUGGAUAUGUUAUGACUAUGAAGAUGUGGUGGCGUAAUCCUCAAGUUCCAGAUGUGCUUAAGUUAAAUGAACUUUGCACUGAUUCUGACCUAAUGGAUGCAUGCUUAGCAUCUAAGUCCAACAACCAAGAGAUCGAGAUUUACUAUGAGCAUUUGGAACCAGUCCCUUUUGAGGUUAUUCCACCCCCUAAUUUUAAUGAGGAUGAGAAUGUUGUGAUUGUGAUUACACCCCCUGUGGUCCAUGUGGUGGAUGAGGAGGAAGUUAUUACACCCCCUGUGAUGGAGGAGGUUGAAGUAACCCAGAAUGCCCCCAACGGAACUCCUCAGACACAAGCACCCCAGAAUAGGAGGAGGGAUGGAAAUGAGGAACCAGUUGCUGGAUCAAGAAACAGGAGUAGGGCUGGAAGUGAGCCACCUGUUCCUGCCACAAGAAUCAGGAGGUCAUAUCCUCCAAUUACUUGUACUAGGUGUGGCCUAACUGGUCACAACACCAGAAGCUGCCAUAACAUUGGUGCACCAAUAAGGCCAACAAAUUGGGUUCCACCCCCACCUGAAGUAAUUGAGGAUGAGGUUGAUGUAUCCCAGAAUGCCCCCAAUGGGACUCCUCAGCAACCCCAGGAAACUCCUGCUGCUACAAGACCUAGAAGGAAUGCCAACAGACCUAGAAGAAAUGCUACUCCUGCUGAUACAGCUCCUGUGCCUACAAGUAGUGGAACUGCCCCUCUUUCAAACACUAUGCCUGCUGGAAUUACAAGUAGGCCUGCUGCUACAAGACCUAGAAGGAAUGCCAACAGACCUAGAAGAAAUGCUACUCCUGCUAAUACAGCUCCUGUGCCUACAAGUAGUGGAAAUGCCCCUCUUUCAAACACUAUGCCUGCUGCUGCACCUAUUGGGUUUGUGAUUUGGCCCAAUAGACCAACUGGAAUUGCAAGUAGGCCUGCUGGAAUUGUUUAUAGGCCCACUCCUGCUCCUGCUGCCUAUAGGCCCCCUUCAAUUAGGCCACCUAGGCAAUCAGUGGAAGCAUCUUCCUCAACUCGUCCACAAUUCCAAGCUUCAACUUCAGUACCACCAAGGGCAGAAACAGCAAGAAGCUCACCACCACCAGGGCAAGUGACAUAUGCUUAUCCUGGACGAAAUAUGUGUUUCAUGCCAACACCUUCUAUGUUCCAAAACACCUCAGAGGACAAUUGA